Messenger RNA from Polypterus senegalus (gray bichir), 980 nucleotides. RefSeq lists its product as uncharacterized. Lineage: Eukaryota; Metazoa; Chordata; Cladistia; Polypteriformes; Polypteridae. The record is from RefSeq and is a predicted model, not a curated record. The coding region runs from base 143 to 838 and encodes 231 amino acids. The transcript is spliced from 17 exons.
CCGGGUGACUCAGAGGCCGGGCGGCCUUAUAAAUGCAGGAGGCCUCACUCUGGGUCAUCACCGGUCGGCCAUUCCUCAGAGCGACGUCCACAAGUCAGCGAGUGACUCGAUCAUCUGCUCCGCUCUCGGUUCAUUUUUGAUAAUGAAGGUCCUAAUUGUGCUCGCUUGUUGGCUGGCUGAAGGCCUCGCUGUCCCGGUUUUGAACAGGAUGCCCACAAUGCAGGGUGGCAGAGGAGUGCUGAUGCAGGGCAUGAAUGGAUUCCCAGUGCAGGGUGGAAAUGGACUCAACUUUCAACAGGGCUUCAACAUGAUGCCUGUCAUGAGAGCAAACGGAAACGGCCUGCAGCAGAUUUUCCGCAUAUUUCCUUUCCUACAGAGUCAGAAUGCUCUGCCCACACAGCAGACUUUGGAGGUCAGCCCCCAAAAUCAGUAUGUGAGUCCACUCUAUCCAAACUACGGGGGCUACCAGCCGAUCUAUCCCACUAUGCCCAGAUAUCCUUCUCAGAAGCCCGUUGAAUAUCUGAAGAUCAAAAUCAACGCAUCAAGCCAGCCCCCCACCUACGCCUACGAGUAUGGAAUAAUGCAGCAGGCUCCAUCUUUCAUGAAGGAUAACUCAACUGGUGCAGAAAAUGCCACAGCAGCCGCAGACCCCUCAGUAGGUGCAACUGGGCAGCAGGAGGUGGACAGCAGACCACCUCAGACCCUCCCGACUCAGUGGUGGCCAUUGGAGGAUGAUAGCAUUGAAGUGACAAUCAACAACCAAUGGACAAAGACGCUGCCAAACCAGGAAGACGUGGAAGACAAGAUGAAUGGCCUACAGGUCUUGGGUGCCCAAUAGCUGCUUUUCUCCACUUGGAAAGCUCAUAUUGAUGGCUGCAAUUAGGAUGAUUUGGUUUAUUUUGUACAAUUAGCUCCAAGGAAGCUUCCAGUAGUGUAAUGGCAAAGUGACACAAAAUAAAAAACAAGUGUUGUCAACCUUC